Molecule: messenger RNA, 2166 nt
Organism: Arctia plantaginis
Lineage: Eukaryota; Metazoa; Arthropoda; Insecta; Lepidoptera; Erebidae
Source: the annotation of a GenBank genome assembly
AUGUUCAACGUUUUGAAAACGGUUCUUUCUAUACUGGCGGGACUGUCAUUAGUGGCAUGCUACUGUCCGCGAAAUAAGAUCCAAGCCUACGGCGAGUGCAAGUUCCAGAUCACCUGUUUUGGCACCAUCCGUGAGGUGCGACUUCCUGAAAAGUGCAUUGAAUCCACUAACGGUCCUGUAGAUGUCAACGUCAAUCUAAAUGAUGCUGUCGAAAGGUUUGACAACAAUAUUGACACCAAUUUCCUUAGCACUAUUACUUCCUUAAAGAUUUCCGCAAAAUGGAAAGAAGCAUCCCUUGCUAUCUUACAGUACACCAGCAGACUAAAAAGCUUGAUACUCGUCGAUAUCGGCUUAGAACAUCUUUCAAAUUCACCAUUUUUUUAUCUCAGUCGUCUGGAAGAUUUAAAUUUGUCAUAUAACAAUCUAACCGAUAUUCAAGAAUUAUUUCAUUUUGAAAUACAUCCCAACAAACUGAACAGAUUAUGGUUAGCACAUAAUGCACUACAAUAUAUACCAGCUUUAACUUUUGAGGCAUUAUCUUCAUUAACAGAACUCGAUCUCUCCUACAAUCAUAUUUCUGAUCUUACUGAAGAGCCAUUUUUUAAUUUAACUAAACUUGAAAUACUGAGAUUGAAUAAUAACAGAAUCAAAGAUCUGAAUGGUGCAGUUAAUAGUCUUCAAACUCUGAAACAUUUAUAUCUGAGAGGUAAUCAAAUACAAAAUAUUGACGACGAGUCUUUAAAAACUAUUGAACAUUUAGAAACUUUUGAUAUUUCUGAAAAUAAUUUGGAAAAAAUAAAGCCUGUUGUGUUUUUAAGGCAUUGGAAUCAUUUUGGAAAUUAUUCGAGGUGUAAAAUUAUUCUUUCAGAGAAUCAAAUUUCUCAUGUUCCUAAUGCCACCUCCAUAGAGAUUUCAUCAAGAUAUGUAGCAAAUUUAGACGAGCGUGCUAUCGAUAUACAUACAGAAAUAGACCUCUCCAAAAAUACUAUCGAGAGUGUAGAAUACAAUGCUUUUCAGUCGUUAAUACGUGUGGAGUAUCUGGACUUGUCUGAGAAUAAAAUCAAGGAUUUUGUUGUAAAUUCCAAAGAGUUGGUUUACAUAAAGUAUUUAAAUUUAAGCAGUAAUCAUAUAUCGCAUUUAUAUUUUGAAAGUUUUUCUAAAAUGGAUAACUUGCAGAACCUUGACCUAUCCAACAAUAGAUUAGAUUUUAUUCCCGCUAUGACUUUUUAUAGAAAUUCAAAUCUAAAAGUUGUAAAUAUGACUAAAAAUGCCCUUGAAAAACUUGAUAGUAUCCAAAUAGUAAUGUUUCAUCCACAAGGAGGCGUUCUCGAUCUUUCUAAUAAUACGAUAUCUGAGCUUAAAGUACCUUUUGGGGAGGGGAUACGUUUAACAACUCUAAUACUACGUUCUAAUAAUAUUUCGAAUCCUUCACUAAUUGAUUUGAGAUUACAAACAGAUUUAAAAGUAUUAGAUAUGAGUAUUAAUAAAAUUGAAAAAUUAAAUAUUUCAUCUUUACUUUUACCAAUAAGUCUCGAAAAUUUAGACUUGAGUUUUAAUAAAAUAAAUGAAAUCGGUCCAUCUUCUUUUCAUAGACUAGAACGAUUGAAGUUCCUUCGAUUAGGUCAUAAUCAACUCACCCAUUUUCAAUACGGUGGAUUCCAUGCUUUGGGGUCUCUCUAUUACUUAGACCUCUCUUACAACCGAAUUAUUUCUUUAGAUUCUAAGUUACUCACGGAGUUAAAGUCUCUUCAAAUCCUAUCUGUACGAUCGAAUGAUAUGUAUUAUUUAGGUUAUAAAGCAUGGUACGGCCAUAAAGUAACAUUACUAGUAUAUAUUGAUAACAAUAAGUUAACGUGCCAAUGGUUAGCGAAGGCCCUUCAGGAUUAUAACAACAAGUUUUCUAAAAUGCGGCCUGUAGUGUUGGUUCCUACCAGAGCUCUCAAUUCCGUAGAUGGAAUACCAUGUAUAGUUCCUAAUGAAAAUAUCAUUGCUGACACUGACAACGAGAUGGCCGAUGAAAGAUUGUUAAUUAUCACUCAGAAAAUCCUAGAGGCUAUUCGUGAGGAGAAUAAUAAUUUAAGGCUGAUCAUAAAUCAUAAUGCUAUAAGAGAAAAUGAAAUAUCCACAAAAAAACAGCAUCUUUUACACCGUGUCUCCAGUGUUUAG